This is a messenger RNA of Durusdinium trenchii, 2814 nucleotides long. The record is from the annotation of a GenBank genome assembly. NCBI's taxonomy places the organism in Eukaryota, Dinophyceae, Suessiales, Symbiodiniaceae.
CUUGAAGUCAACUUGACAUGUUGCGCUUGCGUCAUGAGAAUGUGCAAUUGCGUCAAUCCAAAAAGGGCUAGCAUAAUUACCUACCAAGACAGUUCAAAUUCAUUCAGUGGUUUCAGCCUUGAGAGCCUUGAGUGUCUUUGACAUGCAGAGAUUCUCAAGCUGGUUUUGACCCGGCAGCCAUGUCAGCUGUUUCCAAAGUGAUUCAGCUGCUCCUUGUGGCGCGUUUGUGCUCACUUUCGAACGGGGGUCAGUUCAUUGAAAUUCAAGGGGUGUCCGACGCUCCUGGCACUCCUCUUGGCAGUCCCACUGGAGGCUCCAGCGCGGUAUCAUGCAAGAAUGCGUGCCUCCAAGAGGUUGAGUGUGACUGCGUGGUCUAUGAUCCCAUUCACAGCAGCUGCAAAAUGCAGAGUGAUUGCCUCUACUUUCAUCCGGAUUUUCAAGAAGGGGGGCCUUUGGAGCUGCACAUCAAGCUGCCCCAGCGUCUUCAGCACUUUUCAGUCUUCCCAGGCACCACAGCGAACUCGGACAGUCGGCUCAUUUCAGGGAAGGAGGCGGAUUCCUUCGGCACGGAGAUGGAGUGUGCUGACCGUUGUACCCAAAAUGCAGAAUGUCAAUGUGUGAUUAUCCAGUCCCAGGAAAGAUGGAGUUCAUCCAAGAACCAUUGCUGGAUGCGCUCCAAUUGCCAGCCAGGAACCUUCCAGCGUGACCAAUCGACCGUAACCAUUAUGACCCUGAUGAAGGACGCACCAGGUCAGGCUGGCUACCCCUUCAUCUCGGUGGAUGACGGAGUGGGAAGUGCACCAACCAGUGGAAGUGGCGGUAGUCCAGUGGGGAUCAUCAUUGCCGUGCUGCUGAUUCUGGCCCUCUUGGCAGCAGUCGCGCUGCUGGUCUUGUGUUACCUCCGGACCCAGAAGUGGCAGUAUCGAGCCAUUCUGCAAGACUUGUCAGUACCCAAGGAGGACGGCCCGAGGAAGGAAUAUGCAAAGGAGGAAUUGCAAAAAAGCUUUGACUCAAAGAAUGCGCUGACCUAUCUUGGCUCUUUGGAGUUGGCCUUGGAUGCAAAAUUGCAGAAGGAAGACAUCCCUUGUGUGUAUAGCAUACAGAAAGUUCCUGAGACAUUUCGCAUUCCCAAGGUAGAUGCUGCGAAGACCAGCCUCACCGUUCAGCUUUGCUUCAUUUUGGACUACACCGGAAGCAUGAAGACUCAGAUUUCUCAGACCAAAGACAGUGUCGCAAAAAUCGCUGAAGCCAUGCAAAAGCUUCAGAUCACUAGCAUGCCAAAUGCCAAGGUGGAGGUGGAGAUGACAGCGAUUGCUUACAACGAUUGGGACCCUGAUACCAAGAAGAAAGGGAGGCCAGUCGUGGCUGUCUUUGGGGGUCAGGAGAUCAAGAAUAUUGAUCAUGACGAGAGCCUGCCCAUUGAGAGCUUUGACUUGGGUGGAACUUGGACGAAGGAUGCGGCAACACUUGCGAAGUGGAUCAACCAAGAUUUGGGACAUGGUGGGAAGAUCCCGGAGGAGCUGACGGGUGGCUUGCUGGCCGCCUCGCACCUCGAGUGGACCGCCGAGGAGAAGCUAGCGAUCGUCAUCACCGAUGCUCCGUGCCAUGGCAAGGAGUACAGCACUGCAGAUCAUGACCCCUUCUGCAACAAGGAGACCGGUCUGACCUGUACCGGAAAGCCGGAAGUGCCUUUGCGCGGCUUGAUGGACAAGGGCGUCACGACCGUGAUUCUCCACACCGGUGAGUCGGAUGCCGAGACGAUGUGUCAAAAGCUCGCACAGACGGAUCCAAACCUGAUCUCCUACAAGGUGUCGGCCAGCGAUACGGCCAAGAAGGUGAUAGCUGUGCUCGAAGACAAGGUUCAAGUACAACCUCUCACCUAUGUGCUGAAGCCUCUGAGAUUAGAAGAUCAUCCGCCCCAGGGGCAACUCCUUUGCGAUUCCAUCCGAGUCUCGGACGUUGCCAGUGGACAUGAUCUUGAAGUGGCCGUGGGCAAGGAGAAAACCACUCACAGCAUUGGAGCAGACGGUUUGCUCUUCGUCGGGAAAUCCUCUCAGAAUCCGAUGAUCACCUUGUCGAGGCCUGUCGACAAGGAUCUGGAUGGCUGGUUUGAGGACAAGAGCCUUGAGGUGGAGUUGGAUCGCUACUAUACUCCAUCAAGGGUCUAUUCAGUCAAGAUGCCGCCAAAGACCGCCAAACCUGAGUGAGCUGGCCAUGGGGCAGUUCCAAUACUGAAAUCCGGCCAUGUGGUUUUGGUUGUUGACCCCACACCGAAGCAGAAAAAGGCAGAGCAAUGGAAAAUCUUCAACUGCUCAAGUCUCACCGGAUGAAGUCGUUCGCCUUGUCAUCCGCCCGAAUUCCAUGGAGGAACUGUACGGGUUGUGAUGCAAGUUUUGAUGAUGAGGUUUGGAUGAAUCAUCGAAAUGGGGAUUUAGGAGACCCUCAUCUUGAGAAACAUCUAUGGCUCAUUUUGUGAGUGUACUUGUUAGACUCAGGCCCCUGAAUCCCUAGGACAUGUUCGAGCACAAUGAUCAGCGAUGGCCAAGCCAUGCUGAUGAACGCACAUGCUACUGGUUGAAAAGCGAGACUCCUGAGAUGCAUGGACUAUGAUGUCACAAGUCUGAACUCUGCUAUUCAAUAGACUUUUGCUUUGCUGGACUCGCAGACACCGAUGUCUUCUUUCGAAGGAAUAUGCUACUCUUUCUACGUAACCUAAGGUGCCUACAUGGAUUGCCUCAUCCGCAAGCUGAGGCCUUUGCAGCGUCCAUAGAGAAUCAGAAGUUGCUGGAUUGGAAGUGGCAAAGGGUUGAAAAC